Rosa rugosa (rugosa rose) is the source of this 339-nucleotide messenger RNA. Its product is annotated as geranyl diphosphate phosphohydrolase-like. The transcript has 2 exons. Gene Ontology annotation, biological process: dGTP catabolic process. The coding region runs from base 1 to 339 and encodes 112 amino acids. Gene Ontology annotation, cellular component: cytosol. The record is from RefSeq and is a predicted model, not a curated record. Gene Ontology annotation, molecular function: 8-oxo-7,8-dihydrodeoxyguanosine triphosphate pyrophosphatase activity. Lineage: Eukaryota; Viridiplantae; Streptophyta; Magnoliopsida; Rosales; Rosaceae.
AUGGAAAAUGAGGCGGUAGCAGCUGAGACUGCAGUGCCUAAGGUGGCAGUGGUGGUCUGCCUGCUGAGGGGGAAAACAGUUCUGUUGGGACGACGUCGCUCCUCUCUUGGCAACUCAACCUUUUCUCUCCCUGGAGGUCACCUCCAGUUCGGUGAGAGCUUUGAGGAGUGUGCGGCCAGAGAAGUGAAGGAAGAGACUGGUUUGGACAUUGACAAGAUAGAAUUGCUAACAGUCACUAACAAUCUGUUUGUAGACGAACCCAAACCAUUGCAGUCCGUUGCAAUUUUCAUUCGAGCAGUGCUACUGCUGGCCUAUCCUGAUCAAGUUCCUCGGUGUUAA